This is a messenger RNA of Linnemannia hyalina, 636 nucleotides long. The record is from the annotation of a GenBank genome assembly. Lineage: Eukaryota; Fungi; Mortierellomycota; Mortierellomycetes; Mortierellales; Mortierellaceae.
AUGGCUACUGAAAUGUCGACGAUCAACUUUGUGGGUGUUGACAUUUCUGCAGUCUACCCUACCGCGAUCUUUCCACGCAACUGCAACUUUUACAACGAGGAUUUUCUCAAGGGUGUCUCUCAGCCUGACGGUUCCUUUGACGUGGUCUACCAGCGCAAUGUCACCUGCGGCCUGACGUUUGAGAACUGGCAACAAGCCAUGAAGGAGGCCUUCCGCAUCCUCAAGCCCGGUGGAUACUACGAGUGUGUUGAAUCUGACAUUACAAUCCAGAAUGGCGGACCCCAGACGAACGUUGUCUUUGAGCACUUGCGCAUGUCGAUGGCUACUCGGAGCGUGGAUCCGUCGAUUGUCCGUUCGCUGGAUAGAUUGAUGGUUGCUGCAGGAUUCACGGAUGUGCAUGUGAAGGAGUACUGUAUCCCUGUUGGCGACUGGGGUGGCAAGGUGGGACAGUUGUGGCAGAUGAACAUGUUUGCGCUUCUGGAGACGGUGCGCCCCCAUUUGGCCAAAGCAGCGAACUGUAGCGAGACGGUGGUACAGGAGGUUGUGCAGGCGAUGUACAAGGAAACAAAGGAGUAUCGUUCGCACCAGGUUGUCUAUGCAGUCUAUGGCAGGAAACCAUUGUCACCAGCCCAGUAA